Molecule: messenger RNA, 851 nt
Organism: Vigna angularis (adzuki bean)
Lineage: Eukaryota; Viridiplantae; Streptophyta; Magnoliopsida; Fabales; Fabaceae
Exons: 3
Coding region: 177-683 (168 amino acids)
Source: RefSeq, a predicted model, not a curated record
GGAAGUAACGAAAUUAGGAGUGGCAAUAGAAAAUAGCAAUAGCAAUGGCAAUAGCAAUUUGGUUCACAAAAACCCUAAACGGUAGAGAACGUGGGGUUUACUUUAAUCAGUAAUCAGAUUGGGACCAAACCCUUUGACUUGUCUUCUCUCAGCUUCAGCUUCAUACUGUUUCUGCAAUGGAGCUUCAGAUUCCAAUUCACACCGUUCUCCAAAUGCCUUCUCUUCUCGAAGCUGUGGCAGCUGACACUAUUCUCGCCGCCGCGCAAUCUAUGGCUUUGAUUGGAUAUCUGGUGACCAAUGGCACUAAUCCAGUGUCACCAAAUUUGAUUCCCACGGGUGGAAGGUUUCCAUUGGACGACCUUUUUGGUAGCAAACAUGCUUAUCUAGAAAACAAAAAUGACAGUGGAACUGAUGAUGAUGAGGAUGACGAGGAGGAUGAAGAAGGACAUGAGGAGGAUGACGAUGAAGCGGACGACGAAGAUUUCUCUGGUGAAGAAGUUGAUGAAGAAGGGGAUCCUGAAGACGAUCCUGAGGCUAAUGGUGGAGGAAGUGAUGAUGGGGACGAGGAUGAUGAUGAUGACAAUGGUGAUGAUGAAGAUGACGAUGGGGAAGACGAAGAUGAUGAUGAGGAAGAGGAGGAGGAGGAGGAAACUCCCCAGCCACCUUCUAAGAAGAGAAAGUGAGAAAGUGAGAAAUAAUGUUAGUAGGAAAUUGUCUCCAGGGAAUAUGCAUUUGAGUCGAGUCUAGUGAUUAGGACAGAUGAAUUAGCAACGUUCUUGAGUAGACUUAUCUUGCUUUAGUAAUAUGUCAACUAUGAUUAUCAUUAUAUUAAUAUUUCCCAUUGUUUCCAA